AUGAGCACCUUCGGCGCGCUUUUCCGCGUCACGACGUACGGAGAGUCGCACUGCGCCUCUGUCGGAGCGAUCAUCGAUGGCUGCCCUCCUGGCAUGCCCCUCACGGACGAGGACAUCCAGCCGCAGAUGACCCGCCGACGCCCUGGACAGAGCAACCUCACCACUCCUCGCAAUGAAGCCGACGCCGUCCAGAUCCAGUCGGGUGUCGAGGCAGGCGUGACUCUCGGUACUCCCAUCGGCCUCCUCGUCCGCAACAAGGACCAGCGCCCUCACGACUACACCGAGACGGACCACUACCCUCGACCCAGCCACGCCGACUGGACCUACCUUCUCAAGUACGGCUUGAAGGCGAGCAGCGGAGGUGGACGGAGUAGUGCACGCGAGACUAUCGGGCGUGUCGCUGCGGGUACGAUCGCCGAGCGCUACCUCAAGCUCGCCUACGGUGUCGAGAUCGUCGCCUUCGUCUCCUCGGUCGGAAAGGUUCACAUGCCCGAAUCCAGCACCGACAGCGACCUGCUGAGCGAAGACUACCUCAAGCUCUUGAGCACGAUCACCCGCGAAAAGGUCGACGAGAACACGAUUCGAUGCCCGCAUGCUGAGACGGCUCAGGCGAUGGAGGAGCGGAUUAUGGCGGCAAAGGCGAAGAACGACUCCAUCGGCGGCACCGUCACCUGCGUUAUCCGCCGCUCUCCCGUUGGCCUUGGCGAGCCGGUCUUCGACAAGCUUGAGGCUAAGCUCGCGCACGCCAUGCUCUCCAUUCCUGCGACCAAGGGCUUCGAGAUCGGCUCGGGCUUCAAGGGUACUGAGGUGCCCGGAUCGGAGCACAACGAUGCGUUCGUCAAGAAGGCGGACGGCAGUUUGGGCACCAAGACAAACAGGAGCGGCGGUAUCCAGGGAGGCAUCACGAACGGCGAGGACAUCUACUUCAAGAUUGCCUUCAAGUCGCCCGCAACCAUCUCGCAAGAGCAGGCGACGGCCAAGUACGACGGCGAGAGUGGCGUGCUCGCAACUCGCGGUCGCCACGACCCUUGCGUCGUUCCUCGCGCCGUUCCUAUCGUCGAGGCCAUGGCCGCUCUCGUCAUCAUGGACGCCGUCCUCAUCCAAAACGCCCGCCAGACCGCCGCCUCCCUCCUCCCGCCUCUGGAGACUCCUCUGCCACCCUCUAUGUCUCUGCCGCCGAAGAAGGUCGAGGAGAAGAUGGUCAAGGAGAUCGUUCAGGAGCAGCAGGCGUAG
Molecule: messenger RNA, 1233 nt
Organism: Rhodotorula toruloides NP11
Lineage: Eukaryota; Fungi; Basidiomycota; Microbotryomycetes; Sporidiobolales; Sporidiobolaceae
Product: chorismate synthase
Exons: 8
Coding region: 1-1233 (410 amino acids)
Biological process (GO): aromatic amino acid biosynthetic process; chorismate biosynthetic process
Cellular component (GO): cytosol
Molecular function (GO): FMN binding; chorismate synthase activity
Source: RefSeq, a predicted model, not a curated record